AUGGCACGUCUAAAUUCGCCGUCGUCGACGACACUCGAGGGCGCGGCUGAGAGUCAGCCCAUCGAACAAAAUACCAAAAUCAGCUAUGUGCGCGGUAUGCUAGACCUGGCCGGCGUCACUGAUGCAGUUCUAAAUCACCACUACGUUGGUCAAGGGACGGAAGAAUCACCGUACAUUGUCGAGUUCCUGCCCGAUGAUCCCUGGAACCCCGUGGGCUUCUCGAGGUCGCGGAAGUGGCUCAUCACGAUUGUCCAGGCCGUGGCAACGCUGUCCGUGUCCUUUGCCAGCUCGGCAUUCUCUGGUGGUAUAAGCACAGUCCUGACCGAGUUCAGGGUCUCUCAGGAGGUCGCCAUUCUGGGUGUCUCCAUGUUCGUUUUGGGCUUUGCCAUAGGGCCGCUAAUCUGGGCACCCCUCUCGGAGAUUUAUGGCCGGCAGAUGCUAUUCUUCAUCACAUACAUGGCCCUCACUGCGUUCGAGGCCGGCGCAGCUGGUGCCCCAAAUAUUGAAUCUCUCGUUAUUCUUCGAUUUUUGGCCGGUGCCUUUGGAUCGUCUCCGCUCACAAAUGCAGGCGCCGUUAUUGCCGACAUGUUCAAGGCGGAAGAGCGCGGCAUCGCCAUGGGAAUCUUCGCCAUGGCUCCCUUCUUGGGUCCGGCGAUUGGGCCGAUUGCAGGUGGGUUCCUUGGUGAGAAGCAUGGAUGGCGAUGGGUGCAGGGCAUGAUUGCCAUUUUCAAUGGCGUUCUCUGGAUUGUCAGUACUGUCGUAUAUCCCGAGACCUACUCACCCGUCAUUCUGAAGAAGCGCGCCAAAAUCCUGUCGGAGAAGACGGGCAAGGCCUAUAUGUCAAAACUCGAUAUUGGUCAGCCCCAGAUGGCUAUCAGUGCACAGCUGAAGGCUGCAUUGGUCCGUCCUUGGGUAUUACUGUUUGCUGAACCCAUUGUUCUCAUCACCUCGGUUUAUAUGGCCAUUAUCUAUGGAACGCUCUACCUUUGCUUUGCUGCUUUCCCCAUUGUCUAUCAAAUGGGCAGAGGCUGGAGCCCCGGGAUUGGCGGUCUAGCCUUCAUUGGUAUUGCCGUGGGAAUGACGAUUGCGGUGGCUGGUGUCAUCUUCGAUAAUAAACGGUACACUGACACUGCCGCCAAGCAUGGUGGAAAUCCUCCACCCGAGGCGCGUCUGCCUCCUGGUAUGGUCGGAUCCCUUCUCGUCCCCAUCGGCAUGUUCUGGUUUGCUUGGACCAACAGCUCAGACAUCCACUGGUCUGUAUCCAUUAUUGGAUCUGGCGUCUUUGGUUCAGGCAUCGUGCUCAUCUUCCUCUCCUUGAUGGCCUAUCUCGUUGAUACUUAUGUCAUCUAUGCUGCUUCGGUGCUGGCAGCAAACUCGGUCUUGCGUUCGGUGUUUGGUGCCGUUUUCCCCCUCUUCACACCUUACAUGUACGAAGACCUCGGAAUCCAUUGGGCCUCGUCUAUACCGGCCUUUCUUGCGGCCGCGUGUGUGCCAUUUCCUUUCCUCUUCUACUACUACGGCGACCGCAUUCGUGCCAGGGGCAAAUAUGCUCUGGAGGCCGAGACAUUGUUGAACAGGACCAGAUCAAAGAGAGGAGACGAGAGCGAGGAAGGACUCAAUCGUGAAGAGAUACGUCUGGAGAGGAUCAUGAGCAAUACCCACACAGUCUAA
Messenger RNA from Clonostachys solani, 1671 nucleotides. Lineage: Eukaryota; Fungi; Ascomycota; Sordariomycetes; Hypocreales; Bionectriaceae. The record is from the annotation of a GenBank genome assembly.